This is a messenger RNA of Triticum turgidum subsp. durum (durum wheat), 717 nucleotides long. NCBI's taxonomy places the organism in Eukaryota, Viridiplantae, Streptophyta, Magnoliopsida, Poales, Poaceae. The record is from the annotation of a GenBank genome assembly.
AUGGUCGGCGGCAGGAGGCUCUCGGAGCUGCUCCGGGAGCAGCAGGAGCCGUUCCUCCUCCUUCACGGAGAGCCCUGCUGCUCCUCCGUCCAAGACAGGGGCGCCAGGGCUUCUUGGCGUAGGGCCAUGAGGAGGGCGCUGCCGCGGUGGCGCUGGGCCGGCCUUGCCGCCGGAUGCUUCCCCUGCACCGCCCGCCGCAAGCGCGAGAGCUUCCGCCCUCUGCCGCGCGCGGGCCACGCGUGCUGCAACGACGAUGCUGUGGCUACGGAAUCCGACGGCGGCGACGGCGCGAGGCGGCUCAGCCCGGUGUCCGUCCUGGACGUGCUGCGCUGCUCCGACGAGGAGGAGGAGGCGUCGUCGUCGCCCACGCUUAGCCACUCAGGGGAGGAGGAAGACAACGACGAGAAGCCAUCGUGGACGCCAGCUGGGAGCUCGCCGCCACCACCCGACCCGCUCACCGACGAGAAGGAGGAGUGGAGGAAGGUGGUUUCGUCGUGGGAGCGGAUCGCGGGGGACAUCGCAAGGGUCCCGGCGCUUGCGGAGCUGGACCUUUCAAGCUCCAUGUCGGCGAGGGAGUGGGAGUGGCACGGGGAGUCGGAGGCAGAGCGGGUGGGCGCGAGCGUGGAGGCCAUCAUCUUCGAGGAGAUGAGCGCGGAGGCCGUGCGCGACAUGGUCGAUCGAGCUAUAGCGAGUCGGAGCGCUCCUAGUCCAAGCUAG